Molecule: messenger RNA, 780 nt
Organism: Thalassophryne amazonica
Lineage: Eukaryota; Metazoa; Chordata; Actinopteri; Batrachoidiformes; Batrachoididae
Gene: bsx
Product: brain-specific homeobox
Exons: 3
Coding region: 27-758 (243 amino acids)
Biological process (GO): regulation of DNA-templated transcription
Molecular function (GO): DNA-binding transcription factor activity, RNA polymerase II-specific; DNA binding
Source: RefSeq, a predicted model, not a curated record
GCACAGCAGCGGCGGACAGGGCGCACAUGAAGGUGCGGAUUUGGAGCGGAAACACGCAAAGUGAAAGCAUGAGUCUGAACUACGCGUCUGCAGCGCCGACGCACAGAGCCACGUCGUUCUUCAUCGAGGACAUUUUACUGCACAAACCCAAACCGCUCAGAGAGGUCAUCCCGCCUCCUUUCUGCGGCUCCAUCGCCUCCAGGGUGCCCAUCCUGGAGUACGGAUACCCGCUGAUGCCGACCCCGAUCCUGGCGCCGCACCCGCACCAUCCUCUGCACAAGCCGGAGCACCACCAAUACUUCUUCACCUCCGGCAUGCAGAUGCCGGCCCUGUUCCAGCACCACGCUGACUUACCCGGUAAGCAUUGCAGGCGCAGGAAGGCGCGCACGGUUUUCUCGGACUCGCAGCUCUCGGGUCUGGAGAAAAGGUUCGAGAUCCAGCGGUACCUGUCCACACCGGAGCGCGUGGAGCUGGCCACGGCGCUCAGCCUGUCCGAGACCCAGGUAAAAACGUGGUUUCAGAACAGGCGCAUGAAGCACAAAAAGCAGCUGAGGAAGGCGCAGGACGAGCGCAAAAGUGCGGACAGAUCUGCGGAAAACUGCAGCGAGAGCGAACUGACGGACAGGAGCGCAGAAGAGCUCAAACAGGGCCUGGAGCCCGGAGACUCCUACAUGCUGGAGGAGGAGCACGACGACGACGAGGAUGACGAUGAUGUGGACAUCGAGGAGGACAUUUGUUCCCCAGAUCACCUCCUAUAGUAGGCUCAGCCCAGUCUCACGU